Molecule: messenger RNA, 423 nt
Organism: Impatiens glandulifera
Lineage: Eukaryota; Viridiplantae; Streptophyta; Magnoliopsida; Ericales; Balsaminaceae
Product: protein SOB FIVE-LIKE 1-like
Exons: 2
Coding region: 1-423 (140 amino acids)
Biological process (GO): cytokinin biosynthetic process
Source: RefSeq, a predicted model, not a curated record
AUGGAUUAUUCCCAAAACACUGGAGAAGAAGAAUGUUACAGUUGUGAGUCUGGCUGGACCAUGUACAUCGGCUCCCCCAUUUCAGACGACGACGACGAUGACGACGACGACAACGAAGAACAAGAUGAGAAACAUGACGACGAUGAAGAAGAUGGGCAUCGAAGGGGGGCUAAACGAGAAGAUGAGAGCGAUGAUUCGAUGGCUUCAGAUGCAUCUUCGGGCCAGAGCCGAGUAAAGGAGCAAUAUUUGAAAAAGAAAGCAGAAAUGAAGAAGAUGCCAUCAAAGGAUCAGAAAGGAAAGAUUAAUUCAACAAAGGGAAGAGUUCUUGACAAUAAUAAUAAUAAUAAGACUUCUCUUGGGCAGCCUCAAGAUUGUCCAAAGAUGCCUACAUCCAGCCUGCAAUCGAAUUUCUCAUAUGGAUAA